CCAAUAGACAGAUGAUGUUGAUUUGUUGAUGUGUUUUGUGUAUUUUGCAAAACCAGAAGAAUCUCUACAUUCCAUAAUUUUCAACAAAAAGACAAAUUUCCUGCAACUAAAAUGAAUUCUGUAAGUAGAAAAAUUGAAGAAAAGUGCCAAAUAUGCGAAAGCACUCAUCAUCUCGCGGAUACGUGGACAGAGGAAUUUGAUCAUGUUCAAGUAAAACUUCAAGCAGUUACCAAUUCUGAGAAUAUCCAUAAAAAUUGGCUAAGAUUCAUUUGCGGUGGCUGUACAAAUACACUAGAAAGUCUUUGGAAAUUCAAGAUUCUCUGUAAAAAUGCAUACAGAAAAUAUUUAGACGAAUUGGAUGAAAAUAAUUGUAAUUACAGUUCAUUUGGGGCAUAUGGAUCUGAGGAAAUUAAUACCAAUAAUGAUUUGGAUAACAAGAAUAUUAUUACAAAAUUGGAAACUGAUGAUUAUAAAAUACAUCCACAAUCAUUUGAAAUGGUUCUUGUUACUGCAGGAAGCUCAGAAGAGGCAAAAGAUGUUAGAAAACCGAAAAAGGAACCGAAGAAAAAGAGGAACGACAAUGAUAAAAAUGGAAUCACUGUUAAGCGAAAGCGAGGACGACCACGAAAAGAAAAACCUCUGGUGGAAUCUAAAAUAGAUCCUCGCAAAUACUUCCCAAAAUUGCCUGGACCCUAUUUCUGUGGACACUGCAACAAGUCCUUCAAUCGGAAAGCAAACAUGAGACAUCAUGUUAAUACUGUUCAUAGGAAAUUUCUUAGUUUCCUCUGUAAUUCCUGUGGAAAGAAAUUUUCCAGUAGUCAGAGAUUGAGAGUUCAUGAGAUUAUCCAUCAAGAGAAUAGAAUUCGUAUUCCUUGCAGCAUUUGCAAAGAAACCUUCAUUUCUCAGCUCACUCUGAAGAAGCACAUGAAGUUGGUGCAUCAGGAUGUAACACACAAAGAACUACACCACUAUUUCCGAUGCACAAUAUGCAAUGUUCCAACAAAAGGAAGAAAUGCUCACUACGAACAUCUGAAAAUGCAUCCUGAAAUGACAAUUUUCAAAUGUCGCUUUUGCAGCGAAAACCUGAAUUCAUUGGAAGCCUAUGCUCAACAUGAAAAUAUUCAUUUUGUUGAAAGACCAUACAUCUGUGAGAUUUGUUCGAAAUCUUUCAAGCAGAAUGCUCAUUUGAUUCGGCAUAGGAACAUUCACACUUUAGCUAAGAAAUAUCCUUGCAAUUUCUGUGAUAGAAUAUUCACACAGGCUGGUAAUCGGAAGAUUCACAUGAAAGUUCAUACCGGAGAACCUCUAUAUAAAUGUACCAGCUGCCUAAAGCCCUUCACAGAAAGAAAAAAUUGGGAAAAUCACUGUAUAAAUUGCUCUCAAGUUUAAUAAAAUCAAUUAUGUUGCAGCAUUAAGUUUGCUUCAGACUUGACUUAAGAUUGUCACAUUAAA
Messenger RNA from Phlebotomus papatasi, 1452 nucleotides. Its product is annotated as zinc finger protein OZF-like. Gene Ontology annotation, cellular component: nucleus. The coding region runs from base 112 to 1389 and encodes 425 amino acids. Gene Ontology annotation, molecular function: zinc ion binding. The record is from RefSeq and is a predicted model, not a curated record. NCBI's taxonomy places the organism in Eukaryota, Metazoa, Arthropoda, Insecta, Diptera, Psychodidae. The transcript has 2 exons.